Messenger RNA from Scedosporium apiospermum, 1662 nucleotides. RefSeq lists its product as uncharacterized. The transcript has 5 exons. The record is from RefSeq and is a predicted model, not a curated record. Bases 1 to 1662 code for a protein of 553 amino acids. NCBI's taxonomy places the organism in Eukaryota, Fungi, Ascomycota, Sordariomycetes, Microascales, Microascaceae.
AUGUCGAAUCUUCCUCAUCAGCCCGAUGGGCCCGAGGACCCAUCCCCCUCUUUCCCCCCCGGCACCGUUUGUAUCAUCGCCCUUGAUCGCCGCCCAUAUCCUAUUUCCCCCGAUACUAUGCUUAACCACACGACGGACCUUGUGAGAAAAAGCGCCGACGGCUUACGCGCUCGCGGUCUUCGACUCGAGGGUGACGAAGACAUUCGUGCUGUUGGCAAUAUUUUGUUCGCUGGUUACCAGCAAAGCAGCAUGCCUUCCACGCCUCCUGACACUCAAGUCAACGACGGGCCCAACGCUAAUGCCGCCGCGACUGUCGACUCCGAUCCCGCUCCUACGGCUCCGGUAUCUGGGACCGCCCGCCCUCAAGAUCGGCGGAAUGCCUCCGUGGCAGACCCUCUGGGUCUAAAGAGUCGCCGCGCGAAUCCCGAUUUCAAGCCGGAGGACUGGACGGAAAUCUUCCCGCGGUUUGCCGUACUCCUCAUACAGCAGUUCAACGUGGGCGUGUGGGGCGAGGCCGCCGCAAUGGCGGCCGUCGUAAUCUUAUACCAGGACAUACCUCCCGAACAAUGGUGCUCCUGGGGCCAGUGGCGAACUCAGUUUACCAACAGGGAGCUGUAUUUCAGUAAGGAGGGCAAUAAUCGCGAUUACAUCGAGUGGUGUAUUGAAAGGGGCCGCUUUCCACUGAACCCGGCCCGGGCGUGUCGUUAUCUGGGGGAGAACAACCCCGGCGCCAUCUACGGCUCGACCUCUGAAAAGAUCCUCACCGACCGUUUCAAGCGAGGCGAUUUUGACUUUCUAGACAAUCUCAGCGAUGUCCCGGUUCGUCGUCGUGGUAACAAUGCCCCCGUUAACGCCCACCAGGCCGAUGCCGCGAACGGUCCCGUUGAGGCGGAAGACUCCCUCUUUGUCAGCGCCGGCGACGGAAGCGAUGUUGUUGACACCGCCGAUCCCGACCAGACCGCGACCGAGGUUGACGCUGAUGGUAAUUCCCCGCUUGGAGAGGAUGCCGACUUGACUUUCGGCGGUUUCGUCAAUUCUGAUCUCGACUCUGCCACGAACCAGAACGCUCCGGACGUCCCUCACGAUAUUAACCAUCCCAUUCCCGCCGCGGCCCCUCUCGAAAUGGCCAACUCGUUUGUUACCGCGGAGGACGUUUCUUUGAAUGGAGGUAACUUCACGCCUACUCCAGAGCUGUGGGCGGAAGAUUUCGACGAGGGUGAUUUUAAUCUCGACUCUGCCACGGGACGGAUUGUUACCGACCUCGUUCAAGAUGCUUCUUUUAUCCCCGAGCUGACCCCUGCCGGAAUGGGUGACUCCUCUUUCAUGACCCACAACCGCCCUCCUUUCAUUCAAGGUCAGGCCGCUGGUGGCGAGGUCGGCUAUGGUACGGUGAGCAACGUUGCCGCCAACCGCAAUACCGGCCUGGACAAUGACCCGUUUAGAAAUGGCCCUGUCACCGACUUCGUGGCCUCGAAUAUGUACCCGGCCUCGGGCUAUUCAUCGAUGUAUGACGACUACGCCGAUGCUCUACAGACCACCGGACAAUUUGGUCAACAUGAUUCAACCAGCAAUGCUGAGGACCACAUGAUGACCGAUGUACCCAUCGAUCCCGCUAUCUUGGAGGAAUACAACCGCAGGGUGAGCGAAGGUAACAACCAGUGA